Messenger RNA from Nicrophorus vespilloides, 865 nucleotides. Its product is annotated as septum formation protein Maf. The transcript has 5 exons. Gene Ontology annotation, molecular function: nucleoside triphosphate diphosphatase activity. The coding region runs from base 155 to 784 and encodes 209 amino acids. Lineage: Eukaryota; Metazoa; Arthropoda; Insecta; Coleoptera; Silphidae. The record is from RefSeq and is a predicted model, not a curated record.
UUGCGAGUAAAUCAAUAAUUCUACAUUCAUACAUAUCUUGCAUUUCCUGUUGAAUAUAUCCAAUAAAUAAGCAAUUAUCAAAUAAUAAAAAAAAAACUAAAGCAUUUUCUUCUUUAACCUGUCCCAAAAAGCCGCAAAGACGUUAACUCCACAGAUGAAAAACAUGUUUAGUCCUCUAAAGAGGAAAUUACGUGAAAAGCGUAUAAUAUUGGCUACGCAGUCAAUACAACGCAAAGAAUUAUUUAAUUCAACUGGUUUAAAAUUUGAAACAAUACCUUCAGAUUAUGAAGAGGAUCUCGACAAAUCUAGGUAUUCAUUUUCCGACUAUGUUCAAGAGACUGCCCUUCGUAAAGUGCAAAGCGUCUACGAACGGCUAAAAGAUGAUGAACGACAUCCAGACAUUAUAAUUGGAAUGGACACGAUGGUUGCCUGUGAUGGGAUUUUCUAUGGAAAACCGAAAGAUCCGGAAGAAGCGGCGCAGUUUAUCAGGAAAUUAGCUAAUUCUGGUCUUCCGCAUAUGGUCUACACAGGUGUCGUAAUUAAGCACAACAAUAAGUACGAGAGAUUUGUAGAAACCACUACAGUCUAUAUGAGAUCACUCAGUGAAGAGGAUAUCAUGUCUUAUGUGGAGACUGGAGAGCCAAUGGGCAAAGCUGGUGCUUAUGCCAUUCAGGGUUUAGGUGGAUCAUUUGUUAGGGGAAUCUUGGGUGAUUUCAACAACGUCAUUGGGUUACCAUUAUGCUCUAUUACUCAGCGUCUAACAAAGAUGUUCGAAUCGGAAUAAAUUUCGUUUACUUAACUCAAAUAAUACAACUGUUAGAACCAAAAAAAAAUAAAAUAUUAGUCGAAUUUUAUUUUAAUAAAU